Molecule: messenger RNA, 944 nt
Organism: Punica granatum (pomegranate)
Lineage: Eukaryota; Viridiplantae; Streptophyta; Magnoliopsida; Myrtales; Lythraceae
Source: RefSeq, a predicted model, not a curated record
ACAUUAUCUCCUCUGCUCGUUUUGGUGACGGCGGAAGGCACUGCGACGAUGGAAGCUGACGGAGAGCACAGAGACCGGUCACCGAACACAGAGCCCCGCAACUCGCAGCCGGAGGAAGAUCCUCCGUCCACGUCACCGGUGGAAGGCGGCGGGGAUCGCAGGCCACCGGUGGACCAGGCGGCGAUCUUCAAAGCCCUGGAGGUGGUCGAGAGGGACUCCCUCGCCAUCGCCGAGAGCUUCACCUCUCUAUUCGCCUCUCUCCGCCUCGCUCUCUCCGAGGUAACGAGUUGCUCGGUCGAUCACAUGCAGUGUUUCAGUGAUGCUGCUGGUCACCUCCAAGAAUCGGUUCUUGACUCGGCAACAAAGGGCAAUCGUUAUAUAAAUUCAUGUCUAAGAUUAAAUGAGGAAAUGAAGGGCAUUGAAAACCUGGGCACAGAGCUAAAAAUCUUGAGGAGGAAUGUAGAUGCUCUAGAUACUGCUGUGAACAGGAUCGUCCGCCUUCCGUGAUUCUGACCUUGUUCCAUUUCAACAAUGCACUGACAGAGUGAUCUUGGAACAUUUCAAUAUCUUCGUAGAGAUCUUAUCUUCAUCAAAGCUACGAGAUGGAUAAUAUUCCUCAACACUUUUCUGCCAUUUUGCAAAUAAAUCUUCUCAAGCAAGACGUCACUGUGGUUGUGCGAAUUGACUCGGCAUGAGAUAAAGUCGGUCGGAGGACCAAGGUUUCACAAUACAUGAAGAGCUGGGGAAGGAUUAGAGCUGAAGAGUGAAAUACUAGAGCUUGGGUCCAUUUUCCUUAUGGGCCUUACCCUUUGUUGCCCCUUUUAAUUGAUUGGAAGACCUUAUGGAUCUUAUGUAGAUCUUCUUAAGCCCGUUGCAUAUUAACUAUGUAGUCGAACAGAUAAGCUAUUACCUCCAAAAAGAUCCUCGAACAACCAUUCAUUACA